Messenger RNA from Sebastes umbrosus (honeycomb rockfish), 2343 nucleotides. It is a transcript of the gene cpn1, whose product is annotated as carboxypeptidase N, polypeptide 1. The transcript is spliced from 10 exons. Lineage: Eukaryota; Metazoa; Chordata; Actinopteri; Perciformes; Sebastidae. Gene Ontology annotation, biological process: proteolysis. Bases 619 to 2010 code for a protein of 463 amino acids. Gene Ontology annotation, molecular function: zinc ion binding; metallocarboxypeptidase activity. The record is from RefSeq and is a predicted model, not a curated record.
AUCUGAGGAGUGAAGGCACACGUGCAUGCACACACACACACACACUCAGGGGUUGUGUGUUGACUUAGGAGUUAAUGAAUGGAUGAUUGAGGGCUGCAGGGGUUGGGGAGAGCAGCGCCGUGGAAACAACCCCUCUUUCCCAGGAAGGGAGUAUAGAACAAGAGUUAGAGACAAAGAAAGGCAGAGAAAAUGAGUGUCUCAGAGACAGAAUGAAAUUCAGAUUGUGUGUGCACAGAGAGCCGAAGGGGGCUGCGGGGCGAGCUACUUGAAGCAGAAGCAUUCGAAAGCGCCAAUAAAGCAAGUAGCAUGUACUUGACAAGGACCCAAAGGGAAAGAGAGAGGGAGAGAAGCAGCUGUUGGAGGAGGAGAGUGAGACAAAGAAGGAGCAGGGGGGCUGUCCUUACUUGCUCUUCAGUGUGAGGACUGUAUGUGGGAGGAGGCACGGGGAGAGGGAGAGCAGGAGAAAGACAAGAAAGGAAAAGAGCAAGCAGAGAGUAAGCAGUAUGUUUGGAUGUGUGAGGGGAUAAACAUACAUCUGAGAGUGUUUUUGCAUAGUUGCAGGAAAAGUCUCUCCUCUCUCCUCUACCUCCUGCGCUGCACAACUUGGGCCGAGGGACCAUGCAGCCGGGGUGGACUCUUCCCUGGGUCGCCGCUCUCCUGCUGGGGCUGAUGGGGCUCUUGGUGAGCGGGUCGGACUUCCAGCAUCACCGCUACGAGGACAUGGUGCGAGCCCUGUUUGCAGUGCAGGGCGAAUGCCCCUACAUCACGCGCAUCUACAGCAUCGGGCGCAGCGUGGAGGGGCGCCACCUCUACGUGCUGGAGUUCAGCGAUAACCCGGGCAUCCAUGAGGCAUUGGAGCCGGAGGUCAAGUACGUGGGCAACAUGCACGGCAACGAAGUGCUCGGCCGUGAACUGCUCAUUAAGUUCUCCCAGUUCAUGUGCGAGGAGUACCGGGCCGGAAACCAGCGGAUCAUGAGGCUGAUCCAUGACACGCGCAUCCACAUCCUGCCCUCCAUGAACCCCGACGGCUACGAGGUGGCUGCCAGACAGAAACAUGGCAGACUCCGUGAAGAGGACCCGCUCCAUAUGUUUCAGGGUCCAGAGUUCAACGGCUACCUGGUGGGUCGAGGGAACUCCAGGGAAUUCGAUCUGAACCGGAACUUUCCGGACCUGAACGCACUCAUGUACUACUACGAGAAGACCAACGGGCGAAACCACCACCUGCCCCUGCCGGACAACUGGGAGCAACAGGUUGAACCAGAGACUUCGGCGGUCAUAAAAUGGAUGCAAAACUACAAUUUCGUCCUGUCGGCCAACCUCCACGGAGGAGCAGUAGUAGCUAAUUACCCCUUCGACAAGUCGAGAGACCCUCGCAUCCGAGGGAGGACCACGUACGCGGCCACUCCGGAUGACAAAAUCUUCAGAAAGUUGGCGAGGACCUACUCGUACGCUCACAGCUGGAUGCACAAGGGCUGGAACUGUGGGGAUUUCUUCGAUGAGGGGAUCACCAACGGGGCCAGCUGGUACUCUCUGUCCAAAGGCAUGCAGGACUUCAACUACCUGUACACCAACUGUUUUGAAAUCACCCUGGAGCUGAGCUGUGAUAAGUUUCCUCCGGCAUCAGCGCUGCCCAGAGAAUGGCUGGGCAACCGAGAAGCACUGGUUUCAUACCUUGAACAGGUGCAUCAUGGGAUAAAAGGCAUGGUGUAUGAUGAAAACAACAACCCCAUCGGCAACGCUGAGAUCUCAGUGGCUGGCGUCAACCACGAUGUGACCUGCGGAGUGGACGGCGACUAUUUCAGACUUCUGUUACCAGGCACCUACACUGUGACCGCAUCGGCCCCAAGUUAUGUCUCCUCCACCAGUACUGUCACAGUGGGACCAGCAGAGGCCAUACAGCUUCAUUUUUACUUGAAAACGGCACCAAAACAAAACCUGAAAGUGAAGCCCCACAACGGCAAGAAGAACCUCUCGUCCCCCAAGGCCCCCUUAAAACUCGGCCCCAGAUGAGACACGGACAAUACCACACAAACAUAUAUACACAUAUACUGAAAGUCACACAUAAAACAUUCACACGCAUACACAUUUUGAGAAUGAUAAUUGACCAUUAUAUAUGUAUGUAAUGUUACCAUUGUAGUCCUAUGAUUGUGUAUUUCAAACCUUUGUGUUUUUUUUGUGUCUGUAUCAAGGAAAUGUUGCAAAACCUGGUGUAUUUAUGUAACGGCAUUGAUUUGUAUGAACACAACUAUCCUGUAUUUGUAAAGGACUUUUUUGGAUUUUGAUUACUAUAAUUUGAUGAAAAAUUGAAAGUGAAAAUAAAACAUUUUUUUUUGCUGUCAUCAU